AUGUGGACAUUGCGGCGGGAGGGGAGGCCCGGCCAGACACAUGGUUCACUGUGUGAGAAACGGGAUCAAGGUUCACUGUAUGAGGAACGGGAUCAAGGUUCACUGUAUGAGAAACGGGAUAAAGGUUCACUGUAUGAGAAACGGGAUAAAGGUUCACUGUAUGAGGAACGGGAAAGGGGUUCACUGUAUGAGAAACGGGAAAGGGGUUCACUGUAUGAGAAACGGGAAAGGGGUUCACUGUAUGAGAAACGGGAUAAAGGUUCACUGUAUGAGGAACGGGAAAGGGGUUCACUGUAUGAGAAACGGGAAAGGGGUUCACUGUAUGAGAAACGGGAUAAAGGUUCACUGUAUGAGGAACGGGAAAGGGGUUCACUGUAUGAGAAACGGGAAAGGGGUUCACUGUAUGAGAAACGGGAAAGGGGUUCACUGUAUGAGGAACGGGAAAGGGGUUCACUGUAUGAGAAACGGGAAAGGGGUUCACUGUAUGAGAAACGGGAAAGGGGUUCACUGUAUGAGAAACGGGAAAGGGGUUCACUGUAUGAGAAACGGGAAAGGGGUUCACUGUAUGAGAAACGGGAAAGGGGUUCACUGUAUGAGAAACGGGAAAGGGGUUCACUGUAUGAGGAACGGGAAAGGGGUUCACUGUAUGAGAAACGGGAAAGGGGUUCACUGUAUGAGGAACGGGAAAGGGGUUCACUGUAUGAGGAACGGGAAAGGGGUUCACUGGGUUCACUGUAUGAGAAACGGGAAAGGGGUUCACUGUAUGAAAAACGGGAAAGGGGUUCACUGUAUGAGGAACGGGAAAGGGGUUCACUGUAUGAGGAACGGGAAAGGGGUUCACUGUAUGAGAAACGGGAAAGGGGUUCACUGUAUGAGAAACGGGAAAGGGGUUCACUGUAUGAGGAACGGGAAAGGGGUUCACUGUAUGAGAAACGGGAAAGGGGUUCACUGUAUGAGAAACGGGAAAGGGGUUCACUGUAUGAGAAACGGGAAAGGGGUUCACUGUAUGAGAAACGGGAAAGGGGUUCACUGUAUGAGAAACGUGAAAAGGGUUCACUGUAUGAGGAACGGGAUAAAGGUUCACUGUAUGAGAAACGGGAUAAAGGUUCACUGUAUGAGGAACGGGAAAGGGGUUCACUGUAUGAGGAACGGGAAAGGGGUUCACUGUAUGAGGAACGGGAAAGGGGUUCACUGUAUGAGGAACGGGAAAGGGGUUCACUGUAUGAGAAACGGGAAAGGGGUUCACUGUAUGAGAAACGGGAAAAGGGUUCACUGUAUGAGAAACGGAAUAUAGGUUCACUGUACGAGAAACGGGAUUUAGAUUCACUGUAUGAGAAACGGGAAAAGGGGUUCACUGUACGAGAAACGGGAUUUAGAUUCACUGUAUGA
This is a messenger RNA of Mya arenaria, 1389 nucleotides long. Its product is annotated as caldesmon-like. NCBI's taxonomy places the organism in Eukaryota, Metazoa, Mollusca, Bivalvia, Myida, Myidae. The record is from RefSeq and is a predicted model, not a curated record. Bases 1 to 1389 code for a protein of 462 amino acids. The transcript is spliced from 3 exons.